GUUGCCGUUCUACACAUAGAAUUAUUCGUUAUUCUAUGACAGUAGUUACACUUGAACAAAUAAAAAAUACUUGUUGUAGUGAGGUGGAGUACUGAUGUUGCAGAUGUGGUAGGCGAUACGGUUCGGGCGCCGCUGAAAUGCCGGAUCCCCCAACGCCUGCCAGUCAGGCAGAGGUUGGGCCCAGCAAAGAAAGCGCCGGUCAAUAAUACAGAGGCAGGGAAACUCAAACACGAAGUCUUCAAUUCAAGAGCCGUGCCUAGAACAUCACGGCCUCGUUCUUCGGAUUCCCGCCCAAAAUCAGCUAAUAGGACGAAAGAGGACCUGAUAUCAGGGAAGCCAGUGUUCAUGCCGCGGUCAGUUGUUCGUCCUGACAGGUCACCAGUGCCAAACAACAGAAGAUCGACAAUACCUACUAAGAGAGCAAUAAACCAAAUGGUUAACGAAGGUAGAGAAAUUAUAACAGUUCCCCUUGCUCAGAGGCAACUACAAAGGAUACAGAAGCUCCCAGACCAGGAAACAAUAAAAAAACGCGAAGAGCUGGAAAUUGAGGCUGACUAUUCAAAUAUACCGGUUGAUGAAGAUACACAGAGCGUAAUGCAAAUAAAAAUGAGUUGGCAAGACAAGAUGUGUCAGUUUGAGAAGAUGAAAAUUGAGCUCGACCAACGGCAGAAAGGAAUCAUGGAGCUAUACGCCACGUUGAGGAAUACCCACAAAAUGAUGGUGACGCUGGGGCAACAAGCCGAGUUACCAUCAGCCGAGGACUUGAGGGUGAUGAACGUCGCCAAGCUGUCUCCAGACCAGCUGCUACAGCUGUGUUCUGGGACUAGGCCUCUAGAAGAGAUUCAGUCAACCAAAGGCCCUGUGACAAUCGACAUGAACAAGUUGUACGACAUGCCUACCAAAUUGGUCGCCACCUGCGAGCAAACGUUAAUAAAGAGGAAGGAAAUCAUAGACUGGUUCGAAACGCUCAAAACUGAAGAUAAAGGCAUCAGCAUGAGUAAACUAACAAAGAAAAUCAACGAAUUCAACGCGGAAAACGAAAUGUUAAACUGUUCUCUUCAAACUUGCAAAACAGAGUUUUUGAGGGAGCUCAACGAAAUUGUUGAUUAUUUAAGACGGGGAGUGAACGAGACUAUGGCCCUGCAACUGCGCACAGAAGAGCUCAUGUAUGAGUUGUCUGAUCUCAACUCGCAAAACGUCGAUCUGAAGAAACAACUCCACGCGUCAGAACAUCUCAAGUCGCAAACUAAUAGGCAUAGACUUGAGGAGUUGGAGAAAGAGUUGAAGGAUGAGAAGUGCAAGAAGAUGGUGUUUAAAGAGCGGCUAACGAGGGCGGAGGGACAGGUGAAGAUCGGCAACGAGCGAGCGGCGCAACUGGAGGCGGCGCUUGAGUUGUCUCGGUCGCAAAAUUGGACCCUGGAGCGGACUGUUCAACAGCUACAUGAACAAAAUCAAAAGCUUCAAAUUGAUUUCGACAAAGAGCUGAACAAAUUGACGGAAUCUAUCAGGGACAAUACUGUACAUUUAGAACAAAUUGCCGAAGCUCGUGAGAAAUUACAAACGGAGAAAGAAGACUUAGAAAAACGUCUACAAGAUCUAACAAAAUGUUACGAUGACUCUCUUGGCAAUAUGAAGAAAGAACUUAACGCGAACAUAUCGAAACUAACUGAAACGGAGAAGAAAUUUGACGAAGAGAAAGAAGAACGAAAGAAACUAGAGUCGAAAUUAGAGUGUCUCUGUUCUCAGCUUCUGGAGUCUGAACUACGUUACAAAGACGCGCUGAAGCAGCUGCAAGAACAAGAUGCACAAUUGACUAAAGCACUGAGUAUCAAAACAGAAUGGGAAGCAACAAAAAGAGACUUAGAAAUGGCACACAUGGAAGUAGAUAAUUACAGGACUCGCUUGUUGAAACAGAAUGAAGCUGUUAAGGAAAUCGAACAUAAUUUCAAAGAAACAUUGAAUACCGAAAGGAAUUUGAAAGCUGAAUUAAAGACUAAAGAUGAAUAUAUAAGUGAGCUUGAAAAGAAACAAUCACUGUUAGAGGAGCAAUUACAGGAAAGUGAAACAAAAAUGGAGUCCUAUGAAAAUCAAUUGGCUUCUCUUAAAACUCACAUAUCGCAAUUGCAAGAGGACUUUGGAGAAUUUGAAAAUUUGAACCAGCUGCACGAUAUGGUUAUGUUGAAUCAACAGCGUACAAAACUAGCAGAAGCUACUCGACAAAAUAGUGAGCUGGCCGAUGCAUUGGCGAAGAAAGAGGUUGAGAUAGAGAGUCAACUAGAACAUUUGGCAGAACAAGAAGGCCUGCUGGAACAGAGAGAGGGGGUUAUCAAGAUGUACACAGAAAAAGAAGAAGAACAGUCUAAUAUUAUUAAGUUACUCCGAACAAAUUUGGAGAUAAGGACGCAAGCCGACGCAGAUCUCUCUCAACAACUGAUAGAAAAGAACUCCGAAAUUGAAUCACUUAUUACAAAUUUAGAGACAAGGAAACAACAAAUAUCGCAAUUGGAAAAAAUAAUCCUUACUUUAGAAGAGCAAUUACGUAAAGUACACUUACAAAGAAGGAAAGAUCAGGAGAAAAUGUCCUUGUUAGAGAAAGCAAUUACAGACUAUGAAUCCUAUCACAUUGAUGCCAAACGUAGCAUUGAAGAACCAGUCGACAACUUGGAUAACUUAAUAAAAAUUCUUGAAGAUGAAUUGGGCACUUCCUUUGACCACAAACCUGAAUACAACAAACCACUACAAAAGAAAAAGUAUGACGAUCGCAGAAAACAUGAAAAGAUGGAGGGUAUGAAUCAGGAUAUUCGUAAUGUUUCACUAUAUCCAACAGAACAAGAUAAUAUGCCAUCGAAAAUAAUAGUCGGAAAUUACGGAAAGACAUAUAACAUACCGCCUAGUGAUGACCGGGAUAUAGAUCGUAAGAAAGGUGCAGCGAACAUUGAGACGCAAAAGUGGCAGUCAAGCCCGGAACACCCCAUCACGUUAACUCCGACACCACACAAAGAUAUAACUCCUUAUAGAGGAAUAAUUCCUGUGGUACACCAAACAGCAGAACAAUACUUAUCAAGAAAUUUACAGUUUUUGAUGACAAAUCAACGAGAUGAUAAAAAAAGUAAAAUGUUUAAGUUUGCCGGCCAUAGGCUUUAGGCUUUAAAUUGUGUUGUAUUAUGUGUUCGUUUUGUCAGCUAUAAAUUUUUU
Pectinophora gossypiella (pink bollworm) is the source of this 3195-nucleotide messenger RNA. Its product is annotated as coiled-coil domain-containing protein 18-like. The record is from RefSeq and is a predicted model, not a curated record. Lineage: Eukaryota; Metazoa; Arthropoda; Insecta; Lepidoptera; Gelechiidae. The transcript has 19 exons. The coding region runs from base 346 to 3144 and encodes 932 amino acids.